Messenger RNA from Caenorhabditis elegans, 997 nucleotides. RefSeq lists its product as uncharacterized. Bases 467 to 913 code for a protein of 148 amino acids. NCBI's taxonomy places the organism in Eukaryota, Metazoa, Nematoda, Chromadorea, Rhabditida, Rhabditidae. The record is from RefSeq and is marked reviewed. The transcript is spliced from 2 exons.
UUCAUGGAUUGGCAGGUAAGAAGAGAGAGAUUUUUCAAACUGUUAAAGCACGUGGUGUCAGGCUUCAUCUCCGGAAAUUGCGCCUAAUUUAGACACUUUCAUAGAUCAAACCGAGAGAGACUCUGACACCACGUGUAACUGUGGAAUAGCACCAGUUGUGAUUUCUGGCUCAUUCUGUUCCACUCAGUAAUAUUAGUGAGAAAACUCUAGAAGUACCCUGUAUGAGGAGGGGUCUAUUAUUGAUUUUUCUUAUGUAUUGCUAUUUAGAUGUAUACCAGAACGGUAUGACUGAAAAAAAUAAUGAUGUUUGUGUGUGAAAUAUAGAUGAAAUAAAGUGCUGGUGGUACGAUACAAGAAAAAUCUAUAAUAGGCCUUGUCUCUAUAUGGAUAUUUUUGUGUUUUUCAAUCUAUUAUGCAUCUAAAUACUUCUCGGAAUUUUUCGUCAAUAGAACAGAGCAAGGAAAAAAUGGCACAAAUGAUUGAGCACUUUGAAAUUUUUGUUUUGUGUAAAAUAACUUUUACACUUUUCAGAAUAACUUUUGCGAUUAUCGUAUUGCUAUCAUUUUCAUUUUCACUUCUUGUGAUUUGUGUGAAAAAGAAGACAAAAAAGGAAAAACACCCUGACUCUCCACCCACUUUGGUAACACCACCACCACAGGGAGCCAAAUUGUCUUGGAAAGGACGACAGAAGCCGUUGGUUGUAUUUGAUGAAAAGCUAUCGGACCAGUCUAAAAAAGAAAAAAGUGUGAAAAUCCCAAAAACUGUAGAGGAGUCGGAGAAGAUAGUGAAAGUCAAGAAAGUUCCAUCUUCCCAAAAAGUUUGUGAUUCGUCAGCAUCUAGUAAGAAACGAAAGUCGCCUAAAAAGAAGAGUGAAGAUGUGGAUGAACUGAAAACUGAAACUGAACGGGAAUAAUGUGAACUUUUUGCAUAAUAAAUUAAUUUUUGAAAGUUAAUUGAAAACAGGUGGUACACCAGAAUAAAUCGGGCGUUUUGAAAA